AUGAUCGUACCCGCUAGUCUGGUGCGUGUUGCUAUUUAUUUAUUUAUUUUUUGGGAUAUUGAGAUUUAUUUCAGAUUUUUGAUAUAUCUGAGGUUCGUUUUUUGUGUUUCGAUUAAAGCCAAGUUUUGUGCAAUCCGGAAACGAAUGCCGUUUUUUAUCCGAAAUCGGGCGCAGCGCAAUGGUGCAAGUGGCGGAAAUAAGCUCAAAAGAAAGCUCCCCCAGGCAUUCAAAUUAUCAAAACGACAAGCGAAGCUGGCGAAUGAAAUUAUUUCAUCGGAUGAGGACAAUCUCUCCAAUGAUGAUGAGGGCAAUAACAAAUUUGCGGCCAGUGACGAGGAACAGUCACAAGACAAGCAUUUUGCAUUACAGGCCGAGCAAGAAGUUGAGGAAGGGCAACCUUAUGAUGAGGAAGCAAUCGCCAGUCGAUUACGGGAGGAUGCUUUAUCAAAGCUUGCUACACUGCACAAAUCUGUUGCCGAUACAGUAAAACUGAGUGGUACGGCAGUACAGUAUCGAGCACAUAGAUAUUCAACUGUUGCUGUUGCUAUUUCGCAUGAUGGUCGAUAUGUUUUAAGCUGCUCCAAAGAUGCCACGUUGGUCAAAUAUGAUUUGGAAGAAGGAAAGAAAGUGGCAACGCUGAAACACAAGAAGGGGAGUGAUCAGUGUCAUCAGGGACAGAUUUUUUGUAUUGCAAUCACGGGCAGCGAUCGUUACGCUGUUACUGGUGGAACUGAUUCAAUC
Messenger RNA from Gongylonema pulchrum, 741 nucleotides. The record is from the annotation of a GenBank genome assembly. NCBI's taxonomy places the organism in Eukaryota, Metazoa, Nematoda, Chromadorea, Rhabditida, Gongylonematidae.